AUGUAUCGCACACCGAAUCUAAACCAUCCGCCGUCUCAUAAGCGCAAAGCUGAUCAUCGCUCUCCUGAAGAUGGCCAGAUUCAGAAGAAGAGACGUUCUGAGGAUCGACCUUCGUCUAACGGAGGACUUCCGCAGGAACUGCCUCCUCUUCCCUCAAUCUCACGACAGUAUGAGAAGGCCGUUUUCACUCACGCCAGCACAGCAGCUCAGACAGAACACUCAGUCAACUAUGAAAGACUCGAGUUUCUGGGUGACGCCCAACUCGAACAUAUUGCGAGCGUCAUCAUUUUCGAAAGAUUCCAAACCUCCACUCCAGGCAAAAUGUCCUCGAUCAGAGAAGCCUUGGUCAACAACGAGUCCCUGGCCAAGUUCACAAGAGCUUACGGUCUAGACCAGCGGCUUAAGAUUAGUGUGGGAGACUAUCAACCAAGAGAAUGGAAUAAGAUUCAUGGUGAUUUGUUCGAGGCUUAUGUUGCUGCUGUUAUUCUUUCCGAAGUCGACCCUCAUGUCGGUUUCGACACGGCCACAAGAUGGUUGUCUCAGCUCUGGGAGCCUACCUUGAAGCAGCUGGGUCUAAAAAUAAUGGCUCCUCGGGACAUCUUGAGCAAAGAACAAUUGGCUAAAGCCGUUCUAGUCAAAGGUGCCAAGGUAUCCUAUGUAGACGAAAAAGAUCCUGUUAUGUUUAAAGCUCAAGGCAAGCAAACGUACUUUAUUGGAGCAUAUCUCACUGGCCUCGGCUACGAUAAUCAGCAUCUUGGUAGUGGACAAGGUGAAAGCAAGGCUGAAGCGGGCCAGAACGCUGCCAAAAACGCUUUGCUGAAUCCCAUGCUCGAAGACAUCAAAGCUAAGAGAGCGAAGUUCUUGGAGGAGAAGGAACGACAAGACAGAGUACAGGAAGAAAAGGAGAAAGUCGAAGAGGCAAAGAAAAAGGAGGAAAGAGACAAGAAGAAUGCUGAGAUGGAGAAGAAAAAGCAAGAGAAGGCCAGAAGAGAGCAAGCAAAACCUGAGCUUGAUGACUUGGCAGGUUCUCACAAGUCCCCCAAAUAA
Molecule: messenger RNA, 1047 nt
Organism: Lithohypha guttulata
Lineage: Eukaryota; Fungi; Ascomycota; Eurotiomycetes; Chaetothyriales; Trichomeriaceae
Exons: 1
Coding region: 1-1047 (348 amino acids)
Biological process (GO): RNA processing
Molecular function (GO): ribonuclease III activity
Source: RefSeq, a predicted model, not a curated record